Hermetia illucens (black soldier fly) is the source of this 2045-nucleotide messenger RNA. RefSeq names its product N-acetylgalactosaminyltransferase 6-like. Lineage: Eukaryota; Metazoa; Arthropoda; Insecta; Diptera; Stratiomyidae. The transcript is spliced from 4 exons. The coding region runs from base 138 to 2045 and encodes 635 amino acids. The record is from RefSeq and is a predicted model, not a curated record. Gene Ontology annotation, cellular component: Golgi apparatus.
GUUCGCUGAGGCGGUUGUGGAGCUGAAAGCAGCUAGUCUAUAUUCCCUGGAAUCUAAGAGUCUUGAUCAGACAAACAAUGCUGCUUAAUCUCGAUCCAAUACAGUAAUCCUCAUCCAAAUCCAGGCCGAGGCUGCCGAUGACAAAUAUUGAAAUGGUGCGCCCAAGUAUUUUGUGCUUUCUGAAAACCAUAAUAGGAAUAUUUGCCACAACAUUCAUAAUUUUCUCCGCAUUCAUAUCAGUCCUUGAUUCGUACACGACCCUCUUUCCAAAUAUACCCAACAGAUUUGCUCUAAUUGAAAGGACAUUGACCCAAACUACAACAGAAACCACAGCGCAAACGACACCCACAAAAAAGAUAAUGAAGCGGUUCAUACCAUUGAAGGACUGGAAUGACGACCAAGCAUAUAAGGAGGCAUUGGGUCGAAGAGGAUUGGGAGAACUGGGCCAACCAGCUCGUCUGAAGAAUGUUGACAAAAAACUAGAAGAGAAAUUAUCCCGCGAAUAUGGAUAUAAUGCUAUGCUGAGCGACCGAAUCUCAUUAAAUAGGUCGGUUCCGGAUAUAAGACAUGUCAGAUGCAGAAGACAAAAGUACCUAAGUCAACUACCAGAUGUAAGCAUCAUAUUACCGUUCUUUGAUGAACACUUGAGUGUUAUCCUACGCUCCUGUUUCACGAUACUAAGUCGCAGCCCGCCUGAGUUGAUCAAAGAAAUUAUACUCGUCGAUGAUGCCAGCACAAAAGUCGACCUGGGAGAUAAGCUGGAAGAAUACAUCGCAGACCACGUACCAAAAACUCGGAUUAUAAGAUUAAAGCGUCGUUCAGGCCUCAUAGUUGCUCGACUAGUUGGCGCCAAACAAGCAACAGGAGAGGUUUUGAUAUUUUUCGAUGCACAUAUAGAGCCCAAUUACAACUGGCUACCACCGCUCAUAGAACCGAUCGCCAAGAACCCUAAGACCUGCGUCUGUCCUCUUAUUGAUGUAAUCUCGCACGAAGACUUUGCAUACUCAGCCCAGGAUGAGGGAGGUCGAGGUGCAUUUGAUUGGAAUUUUAAAUACACAAGGUUACCACUGCUGCCAGAGGACCUGAAGGACCCAAUCAAGCCAUUUAGGAGCCCCAUAAUGACGGGUGGACUUUUCGCAAUAGGAAGAGAGUUCUUCUGGGACUUUGAGGGUUACGACGAAAUGCUCGAUAUAUGGGGUGGUGAACAAUUCGAAAUCAGUUUUAAAAUUUGGAUGUGUGGUGGGGAGAUGCUCGAUGCACCUUGUUCCAGAGUGGCUCACAUUUUUCGAGGCCCUAGAGACUCAUCGAGCCCAAGAGGCCAUGAUUUCCUGCAUGUGAACCUCAAACGUGUAGCUGAAGUUUGGAUGGAUGAAUACAAAGAAUACAUAUACAUGAGAGACCCAGAGCUGUACGCUUCCAUCGAUCCUGGCGACCUGACUAAACAAAAAGCUAUCCGCGAGAGAUUGCAGUGUAAAUCCUUCAAAUGGUUCAUGGAGACAGUGGCUUUCGAUAUUCCCCAAUACUACCCACUAGUUGAUCCACCAGAUUAUGCAAGUGGAGCUUUACGGAGUCUAGCGGGUGCAAAUCUUUGUCUGGACACGCUCAAUCAUGGCUUGAACGAAGAAGUCGGGCUAUUUCCAUGUUCUCCAAAUUUGGUUCGCCCUCAUGAGACCCAAUAUUGGUUUCUAAGUUGGCAUAAGGACCUGCGGUGGAAAUAUAUGCAAUACUGCUUGGACGUAGCAGACAAAGGGCGAAAUUCGCCUGUGGUAUUAUUCAUGUGCCAUGGACAAGGUGGAAAUCAGUAUUGGGAAUACAAUAUGGAGAGAAAAUGGUUAAUCCAUGGCAACGAACGAAGGUGUCUAGAGGCGGAUAUAGUGAAUUUCAAAGUGUUCGUGAAUAGAUGCGAUGUAAAAAAUAAACGGAUGCAGUGGUCGUUUGGUUUUACAAACCAAACGGCUCUGUUAGACUUUGAGAGCAAUAAAAAAUUUGGGAUCCGACUUCAUACUGAUGAACAGGAUCGAAGAGUCAAUUUCCCGGUGAAUUGA